Sorghum bicolor (sorghum) is the source of this 2518-nucleotide messenger RNA. Its product is annotated as pyridine nucleotide-disulfide oxidoreductase domain-containing protein 2. NCBI's taxonomy places the organism in Eukaryota, Viridiplantae, Streptophyta, Magnoliopsida, Poales, Poaceae. The transcript has 16 exons. Bases 80 to 1840 code for a protein of 586 amino acids. The record is from RefSeq and is a predicted model, not a curated record.
CACAAGUAGAAAGAUUCCGCCCAUCGUCCACUGCGCACUCGGCACGGGUGGCAGGUGAAGAACCCAAGCAGAACCCACGAUGUCACCGGCGGCGAGGCGCCUCCUGCUCGCCGGAGCCGCCCGUCGCCGCCGCUUCUCCACGGACGCAGCGGCGUCGGACCCGUCCCGGCCGUCGCAGCAGCUGCCCAAGGAUAAGCGGUGGGACGCGGUGGUGAUCGGCGGCGGCCACAACGGCCUCGUCGCGGCCGCCUACCUCGCCCGCGCGGGCCGCUCCGUCGCCGUGCUGGAGCGCCGGGGCAUCCUGGGUGGCGCUGCGGUCUCAGAGUCGGACCUUGUCCCCGGAUUUCGCUUCUCCCGCUGCAGUUACCUCCUCAGCCUCCUCCGCCCCGCCAUCCUCCGUGACCUGGAGCUGGAGAGGCACGGACUGAAGCUGCUGCCACGGAGCCCUUCGUCGUUCACGCCAUGCCUUGACGGCAGAUACCUGCUUCUUGGUCCGGAUGCGGAGCUAAACUUCUCAGAGAUCAGCAAGUUCUCUAGGAAGGAUGCAGAGGCAUACCCAAGAUACGAGGAGAAGCUGGAGAAGUUCUGCAAGCUCAUGGACUUUGUCAUAGACUCGGCUCCACCCGAGCUGAGGCAGGAGGUCCACUUCUCUAUGGUUGACAGGAUGAAGCAUAGGGUCGAGAAGUCAGCAUUCUGGGGCCACCUUUUUCGGCAUGUGAUGCAGCAGGGGCAGACGAACAUGGUGGAAUUCUUUGACCUCCUUCUUUCUCCGGCAUCGAAAAUCUUGAACACCUGGUUUGAGAGUGAGGUUUUGAAGGCGACUCUUGCAACUGACGCCGUGAUAGGAGCUAUGGCUGGUGUGCACACUCCAGGUUCUGGAUAUGUUCUCCUACACCAUGUCAUGGGGGAGACUGGUGGUCAACGUGGUGUUUGGGCGUAUGUCGAAGGUGGUAUGGGUUCAGUGUCAUCGGCUAUAAGCAAAGCAGCUCUUGAAGCAGGAGUGCAGAUUGUAACAAAUGCCGAGGUUUCCCAAGUAAUGGUUAAUAAUAGUGGAAGGGUAAAAGGGGUAGCUUUGGCUGAUGGAACAGUGGUGCACUCGCCAGUUGUUCUCUCAAAUGCCACUCCAUACAAAACAUUUGUGGACCUAGUACCUUCUACUGUUCUUCCAAAGGACUUCCUCUGUGCAAUUAAGGCAGCAGAUUACAGCUCUGCAACAACAAAGAUUAAUGUAGCUGUCGACAAGCUGCCACAGUUCCAGUGUUGCAAAGACAUCAACCCUGAAGGUGGUCCAGAGCACAUGGGCACCAUACACAUUGGGUCCGAAAGCAUGGAGGAAAUUGACCUUGCAUACAGGGAAGCAGCAGGCGGCAUCUCAUCCAAAAGACCUGUUAUAGAAAUGACAAUUCCUUCUGUCUUGGAUAAGACCAUCUCUCCACCAGGUCAGCAUGUUAUUAAUCUUUUUGUUCAGUACACACCCUACAAACUUUCAGAAGGCAGUUGGCAGGAUUCUAAUGUCAGAAAAGCCUUUGUUGAGCGAUGCUUUUCUUUGAUUGAUGAAUAUGCACCGGGCUUUAGCUCAUCGGUGGUAGGCUAUGAUAUGCUGACUCCACCUGAUCUUGAAAGAGAGUUUGGUCUAACAGGGGGCAACAUUUUCCACGGUGCAAUGGGCUUAGAUUCUCUUUUCCUCAUGAGGCCCGCCAAGGGAUGGUCAGAUUACAGAACUCCUGUGAAGGGGCUGUACCUCUGCGGGAGUGGCGCACACCCAGGUGGUGGGGUGAUGGGUGCGCCAGGACGCAACGCUGCCACCAUUGUUUUGGAGGACCUGAUGAAGGGGAAAUAGAUGUAGCUCGCUGGAAACGGAGAUGGCAUUUUCAUCAUCAGGAGGAGAAAAAGAAAAGCCUGCAAAAACACAUCAUUCAUUUCUUAUGGUGCAAUUUUAGUGCCAUUCAUUCAUCUAAAGAGUUUUGGGGUUGCGCAAGUUCCUUUUUGUGGAGAAUUAUUGUCGCAAUCCAUAGUCGGACCCGGCGCUGGAUCCAAACUCUCAGCGAGACUGAUGGAGAACUUAUCAUGUGAAACAAAUGGGCACUAACAUUUUGGUCCGUAUCUGGCGUGAAAUUAGGCCCAUCUCUUUGGAUGAACAACCAAUCAUGGCCAUCCUAAGACAAAUGAACAUGCUGAGGUAUUGUCAUCAUCAUAGUGACAAGGUGCAAGGGUGGGGGGGGGGGGGGGGGGGGGCGCAUGCCGUGGAUUUCAGAAUGUUCACAUAUCUAGAAGAAAAAAUGACGCUGAAACGAAACUGUAUCCAGCUAAGUGAGAGGGUGUGACACGUUGUCCAUUGGUCUUAUCCGAAACGCAUCACGCCUCAUGAUACAGAGUUGAAAGAUCUCUUGACCUUGAACAGCACAAUCAGGCUUUGUUUGGGCUCGAGAUUUUUUCCUGUUCCUGUCUGUGGAGUACUGGAGUUGAACUGAUUCUUAUAACAUUUCUAUACAUACCUGUGCAAUUCUUGUGUUCUGAA